CACAUAGUUCCUCUUAAGAGGAACAUUUUACACCAAAAAAAAAAAAGAAGGAAAAAAAAAAGUCGUCUUCUUUCUUCUUUAGCUCCUUGCUUCGUUUUCUUGUUAUUGCGACUAAUAAUUACUGCACUCCUAUAAUUUUCAAGUCAAAUCAAAGGAGGUGUUUAAUUUGAAGAGGUAGGAACCCUAAAAUUGAUUGCGAUGGGGCGAGGAAAGAUCGCGAUUCGAAGGAUCGACAAUUCAACGAGCCGGCAAGUAACGUUUUCGAAAAGAAGAAAUGGAUUACUGAAGAAAGCUAAGGAAUUGUCCAUUCUGUGUGAUGCUGAAGUUGGAUUGAUUGUGUUCUCCAGCACCAGCAAGCUUUAUGAAUAUGCAAGCACCAGCAUGAAAUCAAUUAUUGAACGCUACAACAAGCUUAAGGAAGAACAUAAUCAGCUGAUGAAUCCAGCUUCGGAAGUCAAGUUUUGGCAGAGAGAAGCUGCAAGCUUGAGGCAACAACUGCAGCACUUGCAAGAAUGCCACAGGAAACUGAUGGGCGAAGAGCUUUCUGGACUGGGCGUUCAAGAACUACAAAAUCUUGAAAACCAACUGGAGAUGAGUUUAAAGGGUGUUCGCAUGAAAAAGGAUCAAAUUUUCACAGAUGAGAUUAAAGAACUACACCAAAAGGGAAAUCUCAUUCAUCAAGAAAAUGUAGAACUCUAUAAAAAGAUGGAAUUCUUGCAAAAAGAAAAUGCAGAGCUAAAAAAGGUUUAUGAAGCAAGGAGUACAAAUGGAGAAAAUGCAGCAUCCAAUCCUCCAUACACCAUCGGAAAUGGAUAUGACUUGCUUGCACCUAUCAGUCUCCAACUAAGCCAGCCAGAGACUCAAUACACUGAACCACCUGCCAAAGCAAUGAAACUGGGGUAUUUCCUCACACCAAUAAUAACACAGUUCUUUUCUAUACAUUUACUUUAUAAUUUCGUUAAAAUUAGAAACCAAAUUUCUGCAUCAGACUGCAGCUGCAAUAACAAAAACUGUUCAAGAAUCGUGGAUGAUUACCAUUUCUGAGCUGCUGUCAACAACUUGUACUACUUAUAAUGAAGCUUUUAUCAGUGAGAUCUUGUACUUCAACAAUCACAUUUAUUUGAUGCAACAAUACAAAGCACAUUGGUAUGCAAUUAUCUAUCUAGAAGCUUGCAUUGCCUUCAAGGAUCAGACAAUGACUACCUAUGUAAAUUUUAUGCAAUAAAGAUAUCAACCACUGUGCCUGGUAAUGUUUUAUAUAA
Messenger RNA from Arachis stenosperma, 1262 nucleotides. Its product is annotated as MADS-box transcription factor 23-like. The record is from RefSeq and is a predicted model, not a curated record. Gene Ontology annotation, biological process: positive regulation of transcription by RNA polymerase II. Bases 199 to 1044 code for a protein of 281 amino acids. The transcript has 8 exons. Gene Ontology annotation, cellular component: nucleus. Gene Ontology annotation, molecular function: RNA polymerase II cis-regulatory region sequence-specific DNA binding; protein dimerization activity; DNA-binding transcription factor activity, RNA polymerase II-specific. NCBI's taxonomy places the organism in Eukaryota, Viridiplantae, Streptophyta, Magnoliopsida, Fabales, Fabaceae.